AUGUUCGAGACGCGCAGGCCAUUAGUUGCAAUCAACAACAAACAGAACAAUAGCUUACUGUCUAUUGCUGACCUGCUACCAGCAGCAGUAGUCUGGUUUGAGCUAUAUACUUAUAAGAUUAAAAGUCUCUGUCUUUCAAGUCAGGACUUUAAGUCCUUGACUAUUGGUAAUCUCGCGGGAGAAGCACACAUUGUCCCGGCCACUGGUUUUAGCACUUCAAGAUGGCUCUUCUGGAGGCGACGCCUGGAGGAGAUUAGCCAAAGUGACCAUGCUGAGACGGCCGCUUUGGCACAGCGGGGGCUGAGGGUUAUGCAGUCUUGGGGUGAGCGAAUCUUAGCCAAUGAAAACGAGAACGCCUAA
Molecule: messenger RNA, 360 nt
Organism: Aspergillus alliaceus
Lineage: Eukaryota; Fungi; Ascomycota; Eurotiomycetes; Eurotiales; Aspergillaceae
Exons: 1
Coding region: 1-360 (119 amino acids)
Source: RefSeq, a predicted model, not a curated record